GGCUCCUUCAUCAAACGGUUCCCUUACAAGACUAUUAGCGAGACAAUAACUCUAGCAUGUCUUUCAAUGCUUCGAGAGAUCUUGCGACCAAUCUCUGUAUUAGCUAAAAACUCUCCUAUAAAAGAAAAUUUUGCAAAAGAGAUGAAUGCUUUUGUGGUUGACCUCUUGAAUUCUUUGGAGUCUCAGCGGCUUUCGUUCUUGGGAGACCGACGAAUGACCCCAGUUGGCGUUUCUCGACGUGCGCAGGACUUAGAGCUUCCACGACAGAGCAUGUCUAUUCUGGCAAUGGCUUGCGGUCUGGAAUUGAUUGUAUGGGCUGCUAUCGAUGAUAUAGAUUCCGAUGCAGUAUGUUCGAGAAUGUCUGGACGUUUAUUCUCAAUAAGUACAAACCGCGUGCAACUUUCCCAGCUUCCUCUUGCUCUCAAAGCCCUUUCAUCACUUGGUGGACUAGCCGAGAAGUUUCCAUCCGUUGCCACAGCCACUGUAGUACCAAUUCUUUCCCGAUUUCUUCUCGAACCGGCACCGAUACUUACGAAACUUUCAUCGGAAACGUCAAGCGAAAAACGUGGUGAGGAACGUCGGCAAGAGGAGAGCACGGCGAAAAGGAAGUCGGCCUUAGAUUCCUUAAGAAACACAGCAAUAGAUGCCUUAUGCAGGUUUGCUGCCGUUUGA
This is a messenger RNA of Strongylus vulgaris, 672 nucleotides long. NCBI's taxonomy places the organism in Eukaryota, Metazoa, Nematoda, Chromadorea, Rhabditida, Strongylidae. The record is from the annotation of a GenBank genome assembly.